This is a messenger RNA of Arachis stenosperma, 2165 nucleotides long. RefSeq names its product receptor-like protein 13. Gene Ontology annotation, cellular component: plasma membrane. The record is from RefSeq and is a predicted model, not a curated record. The transcript has 2 exons. Bases 59 to 1783 code for a protein of 574 amino acids. Gene Ontology annotation, molecular function: protein binding. Lineage: Eukaryota; Viridiplantae; Streptophyta; Magnoliopsida; Fabales; Fabaceae.
UUUCGCAUAACAAAAGAAAUAGAGAAUUAAGCACUGAAUAAUAUAUAUGUUCUAAGAGAUGGACUGGCCUAAGAAGAAGCCAUGGCUGGUAUUAGUGGUAACUACUAUAGUGUUGGUUGAAGUGUUUGGCAACGUUAAUGGCUGCUUUCCAGAAGAGAAGAAGUCGCUUCUUGAAUUCAAGGCUGCUUAUUGUAACGAAACUUUGCUGCCUUCUUGGGUGGAUCACCCAAACAGUGAUUGCUGUCACUGGGAGCGAGUUACAUGUGAUUCUUCCUCCGGCCGUGUCUUCAAUCUCUCUCUACAGAAUCUAGGAAAGCAUGAUAUAAAUGGAGAUUGUUUAUCUCCACACUUAAACUGGUCCUUGUUCCUGAGCUUUGAGGAACUCACUAGCCUCGAUUUGUCCCAUAAUUGCUUUCAAGACUUCGUUUUUUCUGAAGGUAUAAUAUGUCAAAUGAAGCAACUUGAAGAGCUACAUUUGAAUGGUAAUAACCUCCAAGGAACUUUGGGAACAUGUCUGGAAAAUAUGACAUCACUCCGAACUCUUGAUCUCUCACAUAACUCCUUAAGUGGUAACAUAUCCGAUUCAAUAACAAACAUGUCAAGCUUGAGAAUAUUAAAUUUGGGGUACAACAAUUUCUCUGGCAAGGUGCCGGACAUAUUUGAUGGACUUAACAUUAUAGACUUGUCUCAUAAUCAAUUUUGUGGCGAACUUGCCAAUAAUAAUUUAUGGAUACCUUCAUCUUUAGUUUUCUUGAGCCUGCAAGGAAAUCGUCUUACUGGGGUGAUAUCUAUUGAUGAUGAUUUCUAUAGCCCCAAUCUAGUGGUCCUUGAUUUGAGUGAUAAUGAUUUCACGGGAACUAUUCCGGGAAGCAUCUACGGCAUUGAGUCUUUGGUGUUUCUUUUAUUAGCAGGAAACCAAUUGCAAGACGAACUUUCCAGUCAGAUAUGUCAGUUAAAAAGCCUACAGAUUUUAGACCUUUCACGUAAUAACAUAACUGGAUCUAUACCUUCUUGUUUGAAUAACAUAGCAUUUCAGGACAUAAAUUUCAUCGUCUCGCAUGGAAUAGAAACUUCGGUAUCUUAUGGCCAAGCGAGAAGAUACAUUGCACCAAUGUUUCGUCUUAAGUUUAGGUUGGGAGAAGUGCAGUUCAUGACAAAAGGCUCAUUCUUUUCGUAUGAAGGUUCUUCACUUAAAACUAUGUCAGCAUUAGAUUUGUCCUCUAACCAAUUGACAGGAGAGAUUCCUCACGAGUUAGGAGAUCUCAGAAGCCUCCAAUCACUCAAUUUGUCGCACAACCGUCUCAAUGGAUCCAUUCCUGACAACUUUCACAAUCUACAAAACAUAGAAAGCUUGGAUCUUUCAAAUAACAGUUUGAGUGGACAAAUUCCUCUUGAUCUUCAAGACUUGUACUCUUUGGAGAUCUUCAAUGUGUCCUUUAAUAAUCUAUCUGGUAUAGCACCUGGAGGAAACCAAUUUGCCAACUUUGAUGAUAGCAACUAUGAAGGAAAUCCAUUUCUCCAUUGGACCAACAGCAACAAACGAGUUCCACCAUCUCCAAUCCCAUUGGACAAGGGAAAGAAGAGCGAUGAUUCUUUCUUUGAUUUAGCUUCCUUCUAUUGGACUUUCUCUGCAUCCUAUGUCACCAUGCUCUUAGUGUUGGUGACAAUUCUUUCGAUCAAUUCUUAUUGGAGAAGCCUAUGGUUUUAUUUUGUUGUAUGGUGCCUUCUUAAAUGUUUUGGUCAUUUUCUUGGAGAUGCUUUCUGCAAGAAAUUAAAAUCAUGAAAUAAAUUACUCAAGGAUGUUUGGUGUGUUUUCCUAUGUGCUUUGUAAAAAAGAAACAGAUUUUGUAUUACACUUUAAUUUAGUAACUAGUCGCUCUAGUUCUCAUAAAAAUAUUUAUUGAAUUCCGUUGUUCUUUGCACUUAGAUGUUGUAUUUGUAUGGUGAUAUAUCCCGCAUGACUUUGUUAAUAGGAAAAUAAAAUUAACAAGUUACACUAACUUAAAUAGUUUGCUGUGAGAAGUUGAUAAAUAGGGCUGUCAAAGGCAUGCACAGGUAAUCAGCUACAAGGCCAGAUUCCCAGUCAAAUAUGUCAAUUAAGAUAUUUGCAUAUCUUAGACCUUUCAAGAAAUAAUUUCACUGGCUCUGUACCUUCUUGAUUUAAU